This is a messenger RNA of Populus euphratica (Euphrates poplar), 1162 nucleotides long. RefSeq lists its product as uncharacterized. The coding region runs from base 153 to 803 and encodes 216 amino acids. The transcript has 5 exons. The record is from RefSeq and is a predicted model, not a curated record. NCBI's taxonomy places the organism in Eukaryota, Viridiplantae, Streptophyta, Magnoliopsida, Malpighiales, Salicaceae.
CAAGCAACAUUUUUAUUUCUUAGCACAAAGUCUUCGUCAAUGACUACUCACAAUUACAGAUCAGAAACCCUCCACGGUCUUGAUUUAUCACGGCUUGGUUUUUGAGACAAUAUAUAUAUUAAACAGGAAAUUUCAGAAUUCAUUAGAGAGCGAUGGAUCCUGAUCAUUUUGAUAAUCAAGAGACGGUAUGGGAAUGGGGGUGGGAGAGGUGCAUCCAGGAACCCACUGGAGAUACCUCCUUCUUGGAUGCAGCAAAGCCAACGCCAAAGGCACAACUUGAUAACAUGGCUGCCGGAUCAAGUACCAUAUCAGUACCCAAAACAGAGGAUCGACGCGACAGGAAGAAAGGUUACGACAAAGCAUAUCGCGAUCGUUGUAGGGAAGGCAAGAAAAGACAGGAGGAUGAAUUGAAGAUGCAAGCGGUAGAAAAUGCACGCUUGAAGGAUGAAAAUGAAUCCCUGGUGAAGGAAAAAGAUACCAUAUUGAGUCCAAAGCUGGAAUUAGCAGCAAAUGUGAUAGAUCAACUUAAAAGUGAAAAUCACGACUUGAAACGUAUUAGUGACCACCAAAUAAUUCGUCUGGAUGCAUUAACAGAAAAAAUUUCAAGCCACGGUGAACUUGAAAGCCUCCGUGAUGAAGUUGCACGAUUGAGAGAAAACGUCAAUGUCCAGGAUCCCAGGAUGCAAGAAAAGAAACAGCUCUUGGAAGAGCAUCUGAGGUUAGCAAACGAAAACAGACUGCUGGAAUUGCAAAAUGAGUUUUAUUGCAGGAUGAUACAAAAUGAGAGGCACCCUGGAAAUUAAGGAUGAAGCUGAGUAAGCUUUAUUGCAGGAGUGCCACAUAAAGCAGCGGGUUGCGCGACCGCUAUAAUUAGAUGCCGAUCGUACUAUAUAGAUUAUCUUGAUAGCGCUCCUGUGCCUUCCAAGUCAGUACUUCACCUGCAAACUCUCUAUUAAUAUUUGACCACCCUUCGACGAAUAAGGAAAAAGAGGAAGAAGAUGGCUUUAUUGCGGCAGAACAAUCAAAGGUCUUCCGUGUUGGUGUUGUGUUUGCCGGCGAAUAAAACGCUGGCGCCUGCUUCAAUUUGUCACGCUUGUUUUAUCUAUGUAUGUGUCAACUCUCAAGAUUAAUUUUUCUAUAAAUCGCCUCCUCUAUUGAUUAA